AUGGGCGACAUUUCAGCUUCAAGUUCAAUAGAUAUUUAUAAUAUUUUUAUUGCCUCUAUUAAGUCCAGUUUACACGUAGUACUAAUGUGCUUUACGGGUUAUUUUGCUGCAAAAUAUGGAAUAAUUAAUAAAAAAUCGCAGAAGGAUCUCUCCAGUGUAAUAAUUAAAGUCUUUAUGCCAUGCCUAUUAUUUUCUAAUGUCGCCCAAACUGACAUAGAGAUAUUAGCUAAUCUAUGGGCCAUACCUACCACAUUCUUGAUUUUUGUGACAAUCAGUGGUAGUUUGGGAUAUAUCGGUGGCAAAUUAUUAGGAUUAUCUGGUCCAAAUACUAGAUUUACUUGUACUGGGAUAAUAUUUAAUAAUGUCACAAGUCUUUUACUUGGAUUAUUAAAAGGACUUGGUGAAUCUGAUACUAUUAGAAUUUUGGCAUGGAAAAGUGAUGAAAGUACUAAGGAUAUCAUAAAGCGAGGAAUUUCCUAUGUGUUAUUGGCUACAAUCUGGACUAACAUAUUACGUUCUACGAUGAUAACUGAAGAAUCCCCUUUGUUGGGCAAAGAAGAAAAUCAUCACCCUUUCAAAUUAGAGAAUAUUAAACAUUUUUUAAAUAAAAUAAUGAAUCCACCCUUAUAUGCUACAUUAUUAGCCUUAUUAGUAAGUGCAAUUCCAUACCUAAGAUCAUUAUUCUUUAGUGAAAAUGCUCCUCUCUCCCCUAUCUCUUUAACCAUCGAUAGUCUUGGUUCAGUAACCGUUCCUUUGACUCUUAUCACACUCGGAGCUCAACUUAAGAAUUUACCUCGAACUAAAGGGAAAGAAAUUUUUUCGACUAUAUUAUACAUAAUGUUCAAUCGGUUUAUUAUUAUGCCGUUGAUUGGUAUUGCAAUUAUAUUACUCACCAGAAAUUGGUAUAUAAAUGAUCCGAUGUUAUGGUUUAUACUAAUAAUGUUAGCUUGCGGACCACCGGCCGUUAAUUGUAUGAAUCUUACGCAAUUUACCGGAACUUUUCAAGAAGAGAUGGCAGCUUUAUUAUUUUAUUCUAAAUAUCAACAAGAUUAUAUAAAAACAAUUGCAUAUCAUAACAACAAUAGCAUUAAUUCUUCAUCUCAUAACGACAAUAGCAUUAUUUAUUCAUCUAAAAACAAUAGCAUUAAUUCUUCAAUACACACGUCGUCAAAUUCAUUACCUCUAUUUAAUUAUCCGUCUUUUAUAAAACAUUUAAAUUAUGAUCGAUUGUAUAAUUCGAUAGAUCGUUGGUGCAAAAUGGAAAGAUACAUACCUGACACCAUGGAAGUCUACGUGAUGAGAGCUUUAUUGAGAUUAAUGGCUGAUAGUGGUGGAAUUUUGACAACUUUAAAAAUUCAUCCAAAGCAUUCAAGUGAAUUUAGAUAUUGUUUGAUACACGAACCUGAGAUUUGCGGAUUAUUUGAAAAAGUAAAAUAUUUGACACAUGAUGGAUGUUGUUAUGUUGACUAUACGAUGCCACUUGCGCUAUCAAAGAUUUGUAAAGAUGUGAAACAUCUUUGUCUUUAUGGUUGGAAUGCCCAAAAUUUUCGAGUUCAAUCUCAUCGUUCUGGUUCUGACCUCACGCAAUUCAUUUCUCAACAAUCUACCUUAUAUUCUCUAAACUUAAAAAGAUGUCAUAGAUUUACUCCAUACGUUCUUUCUGGUCUUUCUUCACAAAUAAAAUUCUUAAAAUAUUUACAUUUCGAAUAUGUUGAUUUUGAAGGUUGCGGAGCGUGGAAUGAUAUCGCUGAAUGUAAAAAUUUGGAAGUAUUCAAGAUAGCAUUUUGUUGUAAUAUUAAUUGGGAGAUGGCAAAACCAGUCAUAAAAGGAAAGUUUAGAAAGUUAAGAAAGGUGGUGGUAUGGGAGGUAGAUUGUAAAGAGUUGAUAGAAUGGGCGAAAAAAUUUAAUAAUAACGAGCUUGGACGAUCUAUUAAAUUGAAAAGAAAAAAUUAG
Messenger RNA from Diversispora eburnea, 1953 nucleotides. Lineage: Eukaryota; Fungi; Glomeromycota; Glomeromycetes; Diversisporales; Diversisporaceae. The record is from the annotation of a GenBank genome assembly.